AUGGCGUCGGCAAAUGACGCUAUGGAUGCGGCAGUGGCAGCAGCCAACUCGGCAGUGGCAGCAGCCAAUCGCAUUGACGCAGUCGAAUUACAAUUGACCGGCAUCGCGCAACAACUUCAGCUAUUGCUCGGUGGCGGCGGUGGCGCUGGCGGAGGUGGCGCAGGCGGCGGUGGCGCUGGUGGCGGUGGCCCAGGCGGUGGCGCUGGCGGAGGUGGCCCAGGCGGCGGCGGUGGCGCAGGUGGAGGUGGCGGUGGAGCCGGUGGCGGUGGCGCUGGCGGUGGCGGGGCUUCCCAACGCCGUCGCAUCGACACCUCCUGUUUGGAAAAAUUGCACGGAGACGCGUCUCUGGCCCAGCUCCGCUCCUGGCGGAAUCGGUGGAAUGAUUUUUGCCACUUGAACCAAUUGAACGCCUACCCGGUGAAUGAGCAGAUGGCGGCAUUUCGGAUGGCGCUGGAUCCAGCCAUGCAGCAGGUAGUGGAGGUGGCUUUGGGCAUCCUUCCUACGUCGCCCUUAUCGCUUUCUGACGUCAUUGACCGCAUCACGGAUCACGUUCGAUCUAAGCGGAACAUCGCGUUGGACCGCGUGGCGUUUGACGAAUGCCGACAGCACACGUCCGAAUCCUUCGACGACUUCUACAUCCGCCUCCGGACGCUUGCGGACGCAGCCGACAUGCGUGCCGCGUGCUAG
This is a messenger RNA of Daphnia pulex (common water flea), 687 nucleotides long. RefSeq names its product keratin, type I cytoskeletal 9-like. The record is from RefSeq and is a predicted model, not a curated record. Lineage: Eukaryota; Metazoa; Arthropoda; Branchiopoda; Diplostraca; Daphniidae. The coding region runs from base 1 to 687 and encodes 228 amino acids. The transcript has a single exon.